AUCAAGACAAGAGCCUCCAAGUUUAAUUAAUUUAGAGGACUCACUAGUUAUUCACCGAGAUCAUAUCGGAGCAAGGGAGGGAAUGGUGGGACUCACCCCGCUUCUCCUCCUCGCCGUCGACGUCGUGGUCCUGGCAUGCGCCACCCUGCUCACCUCCUCCGCCACUGCCAAGUUCCACCCGCACUUGCUGGAUGACCUCAUCCCCUCCUUCUCCUCCGGCAACGGCAACGGCGACCACCACCCGCCGGCCGACGGGCCCGGGGUGGCCCACGAGUUCCUUGAGGCGCACAACCGGGUGCGCGCCAAGUACGGGGUGCCGCCGCUGCGGUGGAGCAGCAAGCUGGCCCGGUACGCGCGGCGGUGGUCGUCGCUGCGCCGGUUCGACUGCGUGCCUAUGCACUCCCCCAACUCGCCCUACGGCGAGAACGUCUUCUGGGGCACCGGCACGGACUGGCGCGCCACCGACGCCGUCACCAGCUGGGCCAGCGAGGGCUCCUUCUACGACUGGCGAUCCCAGGCGUGUCACCCGGGCCAGCUCUGCGGACACUUCACGCAGCUCGUGUGGAACGACACGGAGUUCGUUGGCUGUGGCCGAGCCGAGUGCUUCGCCGGCGGCGUCUUCAUCACCUGCUCCUACGACCCGCCGGGGAACUGGAAGGACGAGGUGCCGCUCACUUAAUUAGCGAUCCACCCGGCCGUGUCGUUCAUGCAUGCUUGAGAUCGAUCGAGUAGAUCUGCGUCCGUCCGCUCGUGUACGUACAUGCAUGCAUGUUAUU
This is a messenger RNA of Phragmites australis (common reed), 776 nucleotides long. RefSeq names its product pathogenesis-related protein PRB1-3-like. Bases 83 to 679 code for a protein of 198 amino acids. The transcript has a single exon. The record is from RefSeq and is a predicted model, not a curated record. Lineage: Eukaryota; Viridiplantae; Streptophyta; Magnoliopsida; Poales; Poaceae. Gene Ontology annotation, cellular component: extracellular region.